Molecule: messenger RNA, 2559 nt
Organism: Rotaria socialis
Lineage: Eukaryota; Metazoa; Rotifera; Eurotatoria; Philodinida; Philodinidae
Source: the annotation of a GenBank genome assembly
AUGGCAAAAACAAAUGAUUUUCAGAUAUGUCAAAAAUAUUUGGACAAUUAUAUUAAUACUAUCAAGAAAGAAAUAGAUACAUGUCAUAUUCAACUGAAUAAUCAAGCUCAAUCUUAUCCAUUAACAACAUUAUCUUUGGAUCAACUUGACCAUUAUCUUAAGGAAUUUGUUGAUUGUCAACGAAAAUAUUUAUCAAUGAGAAAUAAAGAAUUUAUUGCACCUACGAUUUAUUCACCAUUGAAUAAUGAUCAAAAGAUGAUCGAAGUUAGAAAUAAACGUUACAAAACUAUUCAAGAAGCAAAACGUAUAUGGUUAAAUGUGUUUCUUAAUGCAUAUGAAGUUCAAUUACAAGAAUAUGAUCAACAGUAUGAAAAUGAAUUUUUACAAUUGGAAUCACACUUACUUAGCAAUAUCAAUAUUAAUGGUUCAUGUGUUUACCAACAAAUACAACAACAUAUGAAUUAUCAAACAAAUAAAUUAAAAAAACAAGUUUCUAUGAAAAUACGAUCAUUAAGAGGAAUCUUAAUAAAAAAUCGUCGACGUUCAUCAUCUGCUAAAAAUACUGCCGGUCCAUCUUGUAUACGAAUAAAUCAAAGUGCUAUUCGUCAUCGGCAUCAACAAGAAAUUGCAAUUCAGAAAGAUCAUCAAAGUAUUUAUGACAAAGUUCGAAGUCAUCUAAAUGAGCAUUAUUUUGUUCCAAUGACAGCAACCAUUCUUAAACAAUAUUCAAAUCAACUACUUCAUGAUUUAAAUCUUUCUUAUUUUUCACCAUUAUCUUAUAAUGAUCAAACCUUAGCAUUAAAACAAGCAAGAAAAGUAGUUUCGAUUCAACGUAAAAUUAAAAAGCAUCAUUUAAUUCUUCGUGUCACUGAUAAAGGUUACAAUUUUUAUAUUGGUACAGAAAAAGAAUUUGACAAGAAAGCUCAAAAUGUUUUUCAAGAUACUCAUGCUUUUAUUGAAUUAAAAGAAAAUCCAUUUAAUAAGAUUCAAGAUAAUGUUAUUCAUUUACUCAAUCAAAUUCGUGCGAAAAAUUUUAUUUUUCAAUGGCAAUGCUAUAAAAUGAUGCCUGAUCGAAUAAAAUGUCAAUUAGCUCAUUUAUAUUUUAAUCCUAAAACUCAUAAGGAUGGCGUACCAGUUCGACCAAUUGAAAAUACUAUUAAUGCUCCAACGACAAAUAUAUCAAAUUAUUUAGAUGAAAUUAUUCGACCUAUAUUUGAUAAGGAAUGUCAAAAUACAACCAUUAUUGAUGGUUCUUCAUUAAUUCAAGCACUUCAUCAAUAUAUGAGAAAAGGUCUUUUUAAAUCAACGACAUUAUUUUGUACUUUUGAUAUUCGUAAUUUAUAUACUAUGUUACCACAAGAAGAAGCCUUAAAUAUUCUUAUUGAAUUUCUUAAUAUUCAUGGUUAUACUAAAGUCAAAGGAAUUCCUUUAGAAACAAUAAGAUUAUUAGCUUCAAUUGUAUUGAAAGAGAACGUAUUUGUCUAUGGUAAAAAAAUUUAUCAACAAGUCCUUGGUGGUGCAAUGGGUUCAUCAUUUACAUUGACAUUAGCAAAUAUAUUCAUGUGGAAAUGGCAAAAAGAACUUGUCCGUCGACAGGAUAUGACAGGUGAAUAUUAUGGACGAUAUAUUGAUGAUGUUUUUAUGACAUGGAAUAAAUCGGAAAAUGAAUUAAAGAAAGUAUUAGACAAUGCAAAUACUUGGCAUCCAAAUAUUAAAUUAGAAUAUAAAAUCGGCAAAAGUCUUCCAUUUCUUGAUAUUCUACUUACAAAUAUCAAUGGCACGCUAUCAACAUCGGUCUAUCAUAAACCAGCAGCUGAACCCUAUGUUGUACCAUUUAUUUCUGAUCAUCCUCGACAUGUAUUCGAAAACAUUGUACAAACAAGUCUUCGCCGUGUAAUCAAAUAUUCAUCAACUUUUCAAUUAUUCAAUGAUGAGAGAAGAUAUAUCAAAUCAACAUUUUUUUACCCUUCUUCAUUUAUCGACAAGAUAUUUCGAAAAUUUUUUUCUGGCUUCAUACCAUCUCGAUCAUUUCUACCAUUUAUUGACAAUGAAGAUCAAUUCUUAUAUAUGCGUAUUGCAUUAUCUGGACAACCAAGUCGACAAAAAUCUCAAGUGGAAAUGAGAAUUGCAACACGUACGACCGAUAAUGAACAUUUAAUUGAAGAAUUGGAUAAAAAACAUGAAUUUACCAUUCAAGAAAAAAAGAAACCAAAAGAAUUUCAAAAUAAACUUAUAAUUCAUUAUACACAUGAGAAACGAUUCAAUACACGUAAGCGGGACCUGCAUCGUAUCUUUCAAGAAACAUUCGCAAACACAUCAAUACUCGAAACGAAGUUGAUCGUUGGGAAUAGAAAUCAGAAAAGCAUAAUGAAAGAACUAAUUCGAAAACGUCCAAAACAGGCAAUAUUAAAAAACCAAACUAAAGCAAGUAUGAUCAAUGAUAAAAAAAAGUGGUCUUUAAAAAAUGAUAUAGUAUACACUGAUUUAUUAAUUCUAGAUGGAAACCGCGAAAAGAACAGGCAUCGUCAACUAAACCAACAAAAUAAUAAGCGUAAAUGA